UACUUUGUCAACACAGGAAGUUCGUAUUAAUUUGUUGUCAGAAAAUUGAAAAAAAUAUGGGAAGAUUCGGAAGAAAAUAACCAUUUUAAACACAGGCGUAGUGGUUACCAGGAUCCCAUCACAAUGUCGGAAGAAAAAGACAAAAUGGAGAAAGUAACAGAACUUCAUAUUGAAGGCAUGACCUGUAAAUCGUGUGUCAAAAAAAUACAAAAUCAAAUGACCCAGGAGCCAGGAAUCCUUGAUGUUCAGAUAUUUCUUGAGGAGAAAGAAGCAAAAAUUACAUAUAGUCCCACAGAGACCUCCCCUCCCAUACUAGCUGAAAAAAUCUCGGAUCUGGGCUAUCCUUCCAAGGUCAAGUUAGUGCACCCAGUCAGGGGGGACAACUGCCAGGAUGCUAUCAUCGAUGUAGGUGGCAUGACCUGUCAGUCAUGUGUCAAAUCCAUAGAAUCCAAAAUUUCAGAGAUCAAUGGCGUAUUGGGGAUAACUGUAUCACUGGAGAAAAAUCAGGCCUAUGUCCAGUUCAACCCGGGUAAAAUAUCAGCUAUGAAAAUAGCGGAAUCCAUUGAUGAUAUGGGGUUUGAGGCCUCAGUUCACUCCAUCACCAGGGACAAAGGUCUCACAACAAGGAUUGGAGUGGAGGGGAUGACAUGCCAGUCUUGUGUGCACACAAUAGAGUCGGCCAUGAUUACCAAGCCAGGAGUGAGAGAAAUAAAGGUCUCACUUAAUGAUAAAGAGGCACAUGUAGUGUAUGAUCCCACCCUCACAAAUCCAGGUACACUGAGGGAGCAGAUAGAGGAUAUGGGAUUUGAGGCCAGCCUGGCAAAGGAGUCUUCAGUUGAAAGCGAGUUUGAUCGUCUUGCUUCACGACAGUCCUCCACACGAUCAAUCUGUGGUGAAAAAGUUUGCCAGAUUUCUGUCAUUGGAAUGACCUGUCAUUCAUGUGUAAAAAAUAUUGAGACCAACAUCUCACCCAAAACUGGAAUAAAGUCUAUAUCUGUGUCCCUGGAGGAAGAAAUGGCCACUGUUACAUAUAACCCCAUGAUAAUUGAUCCUAACGCUAUAGCUGGCAUGAUUGAUGAUAUGGGAUUUGAAGCCACUGUUAAAGACUCCGAUACAGAGCCUGACUUUGUUACCAUGGUGAUAGGAGUUCAGGGCAUGACCUGCCACUCUUGUGUGAAGACCAUCGAAGACCACAUCUCUAAGAAUCCUGCAGUGAGGUCAAUCAAAGUGUCUUUGGGAGACCAAAAUGCUUCUAUUGAGUAUUACCCAAAUAGAGCUACUCCAACUACUCUGAAAGAUGCUAUUGAUGAUAUGGGUUUUCCUGCAUCUUUACCAACAGAUCAAAUAGAUGUGAAAGUUGUCCAACCUACUAAGAAUGGCCCCACCAAGCAGAAGACCCCUCAUCAGGAGAAUGUGAAGGUCGACAUGGAUAAAGGCUCGGUCUCGUUCAGGAAAGUAGGCAAUGAUGUGGAUGAUGAUCUGGAGAAGUGCUUCCUGCGAGUCACAGGCAUGACAUGUGCUUCUUGUGUGGCUACCAUUGAGAAGAACCUCUUGAAAGUAGAGGGUAUACACAGUUGUUUGGUGGCACUGAUGGCCCAAAAGGCGGAGGUAAAAUAUGACCCUGCCUACCUGUUGCCCUCCCAAAUUGCAACAAAAAUAUCCAAUCUUGGGUUUGAGGCCACUGUCCUAGAGAAUGAAGGGUUUGGUCAAGGAGUUGUAGAACUUCUGAUAACAGGAAUGACAUGCUCGUCUUGUGUUCACAUGAUUGAGUCGUCGAUUCUGAAGAAGCCUGGUGUGCUAUCAGCUUCAGUGGCUCUGUCCACCUGUAAGGGCAAGUUUACCUAUAACCCAGAGGUCACUGGUCCAAGGGCAAUUAUCGAGGCCAUUAAGUCCCUGGGAUAUGAAGCAGAAUUAUAUGCAGACAGUGAUAAAGACGCUGCACGAUAUGACCACAGAGAUGACAUCAAACGAUGGAGAACCUCAUUUUUGUGGUCCCUCAUCUUUGGACUCCCCUCUGUGGCAGUCAUGAUGUACUUCAUGUUUGCAAAACCACCUGCAGACGAACACUCGUCUUUCACCAAUUCUAGCUCAGAGAAUGUCACAACUACUUACAAACCUCAUGUGUCCUCAAGUGAUCACUACCAGAUUAUGGUUUAUCCAGGUCUCUCUCUGGAGAAUUUGAUCAUGUUUAUUCUGGCCACACCAGUCCAGUUUAUUGGAGGAAGGUAUUUCUACAUACAAGCUUUUAAAGCAGUUCGACAUGGAGCAGCAAACAUGGAUGUGUUAGUUGUCUUGGCAACUACAAUAUCUUAUGUUUAUUCCUGUAUUGUGGUCAUUGUCGCCAUGGUGAUGCAGGAGAAAAUAAGCCCUGUAACAUUUUUUGAGACAACCCCCAUGUUAAUGGUGUUCAUCUCCCUUGGAAGAUGGCUGGAACAUGUAGCUAAGGGUAAAACUUCUGAAGCUUUGGCCAAACUAAUGUCUCUGCAGGCCUCAGAGGCGGUGUUGGUGGAAAUUGAUAAGGAAUUCAAUAUUCUGAAAGAAGAAACAAUAAGUACGGAUUUAGUGCAGAGAGGGGACAUACUUAAGGUGGUUCCGGGGGAAAAGAUCCCAGUGGAUGCCAAAAUAAUUGAAGGAAACUCAACCUGCGAUGAGUCACUAAUCACCGGAGAAUCCAUGCCGGUCUCUAAAAAGCCAGGUGCUACUGUAAUUGGUGGCUCCAUCAACCAGAAUGGAAUGAUCCUGAUAGAAGCCACCCAUGUUGGAGCUGACACUACAUUGUCACAAAUUGUUAAACUGGUAGAGGAAGCACAGACUUCUAAGGCCCCUAUACAGCAGCUGGCUGACAAGAUUGCUGGAUAUUUUGUACCUGGCGUGGUCAUUUUGUCCUCUCUAACGGUCAUUGCUUGGACCAUUGUGGGAUAUGUGGAUGUCUCUAAAGUGGAUGAUGAUUUUGUGGAUGAUGGCAUAGUUUCGAAGGAAGAGGUGAUAUUUCAGAAGGCAUUUCAGUAUGCUAUCACAGUACUGAGUAUUGCCUGCCCCUGUGCCUUAGGUUUAGCCACACCCACAGCUGUUAUGGUGGGGACAGGUGUUGGUGCUUCAAACGGGAUACUGAUCAAGGGUGGAGAACCUCUAGAGUGCUCUCACAAGCUGAAGUGUAUUGUGUUUGACAAGACUGGAACAGUCACUCAUGGAGUUCCUCGAGUCGCUAGGGUAGCAAUGUUUGUAGAAAAUUCAGUUUGUUCCUUUGUCAAGUUGAUUGCCAUAGCAGGAACUGCUGAGACAAGCAGUGAGCAUCCUUUGGCCUCAGCUGUUGUCAAGUAUGCCAAGCAGACUUUGAAGACUGAGGCCUUGGGUAAGACUCAGGACUACCAAGCAGUGCCUGGAUGUGGUCUGAAGUGUACAGUGUCCCAGAUUGAUGGUCUGUUGAAUGAUAUAGAUCUGGAGGGGAUUAACAACAGAAAAAACCUGAUGGGUAGCACCCGUGUAAAAACUGAUAAUGUUCUCUUUGAUGGUGAGGAAAUCAGUGCAACUAUUGAAGAGAGCAGUUCAUUAGGUGCUGUGGCCUCCAGGCCUUACAAGGUUCUGAUAGGAAAUCGUGAAUGGAUGACGAGGAAUGGAUUGAUUGUGACAGACAAAAUGGACGAGACAAUGACAGAACAUGAACACCAGGGUCAAACAGCAAUCUUGUGUGCCAUAGAUGAUGUGAUUGUGUCUAUGUUGGCUGUGGCCGACACUGUGAAGUCCGAGGCCCAUCUGGCCAUCAGCACUCUGAAGGACAUGGGUUUACAGGUUGUUUUACUGACUGGGGACAAUCAGAAGACCGCCAGGGCCAUCGCCAAACAGAUUGGAAUACAGAAGGUGUUUGCUGAAGUAUUGCCAUCUCACAAGGUGAAGAAGAUCAAACAGCUGCAGAAGCAGGGUAUUAAGGUUGCCAUGGUGGGAGAUGGUGUGAAUGACUCCCCAGCUCUGGCACAAGCAGAUGUUGGUAUUGCCAUAGGAACAGGGACAGAUGUAGCUGUGGAGGCUGCUGAUGUUGUUCUGAUCAAAAACGAUCUACUGGAUGUGGCAGCAGCCAUUCAACUUUCGAAGAAGACAGUUCGCAGAAUUCGGAUCAACUUCUUUGCUGCUUCCAUUUACAACUUGAUUGGCAUCCCUAUUGCUGCUGGAAUCUUCGUGCCAUUUGGUUUGUCCCUCAAGCCUUGGAUGGCCUCAGCAGCUAUGGCAAUGUCCUCUGUUUCUGUUGUCCUGUCCUCCUUGCUUUUGAAGACUUUCAAGAAACCCAACAAAGACAAAAUGCUGACCCAGAAAUACUAUGCUAAGUUUGCCGCAGACCAGGAGCUAGACAACAUCUCUGUUCACCGAGGCGUAGAGAGCCUACCCUCAAGUCGUGAAGGAAGUAAACAGGGUAGUAUAAUUUCACGCCUCAGUGGAAGGAAGAAGCCGAACAUGCCCGACCAUGUAAGCCUGCUGGAAAUGGGUGAAAAUUCGGACUCGGACUCCAGUGAACACAUGUAGGUGUCUCGAAAGAGAGCACUACGUUAACUAUAUCAAAUAUGGCCCCAUCAGUAAACCUUCUUCUACAGUAAUUAUACCAAAUGUGGCCCCUUCCUUGGACACUCUUUUACAGUAACCAAUCCAAAUGUGGUUCCUUCAAUGGACACUCUACAGAAAACAUGCAAUAUGUGGUGCUUUAUAUGAAAACCCUGAAUAUGAUUCCUUUAAUAACUAAUGACUUGCAUUUAUACGUUCAUGUAAAGGAAAUGUUUUCUUGUCUGUGAAACAAUUGAAUAGUUCCAGCAUUGUAAUUAUGAAAAGUGUUUUGCUUUGUCAUACACACAUUUAAAGUUUGAUUUUCAUUCUGCAUUUCAUCCUUCAAAAUAUCAUGAAGGACUUGUUACAGUUGCUACACAUUGUAUAUUUGUUUUUAAAUAAAAAUGUUUAAUUCAUGUACCUCAUAAUGUAUACAACUAUCACUUAACUAUGAUUUAGAAACUGAGUUCACAGAAUUUCUUUUCAGAGGAUGUUUUCUUUUUAUAGCCAGGAUAUACAGUACUUAGUCCCAUGUAUUUUGGAAAAGUUCUCAGUCACACAGAUACACUGUCUAAUGUAUUGGAGAAUAAAUAAGUUGUCUGAUGUCAAAUGAGGAGGUUUUUAAAUUUGUUACUGGUAUUAUUUUAUUGUAUGAUAGGUAAUAAAUUAUUGUUUUUAGAAAUCAAUUUUAUAGGUUGUUUUGUUAGAAAUGUACUUAAAUGAUAUUCAUGCAGGUAUAAAGUAGAAGAUCUAUUUUUUUCAUAUUAUUUAAUUUGAAUGUAUUUUAUGUAGUGAAAGUUUUGUUUUAGUACUGCUUCUGUAUAUGAAUAAAGAUGUUGGUAUCACA
Molecule: messenger RNA, 5377 nt
Organism: Ostrea edulis (European flat oyster)
Lineage: Eukaryota; Metazoa; Mollusca; Bivalvia; Ostreida; Ostreidae
Product: copper-transporting ATPase 1-like
Exons: 23
Coding region: 124-4515 (1463 amino acids)
Biological process (GO): monoatomic cation transport; copper ion homeostasis
Cellular component (GO): membrane; perinuclear region of cytoplasm; trans-Golgi network
Molecular function (GO): copper ion binding; ATP binding; ATP hydrolysis activity
Source: RefSeq, a predicted model, not a curated record